Loxodonta africana (African savanna elephant) is the source of this 9129-nucleotide messenger RNA. It is a transcript of the gene GSPT2, whose product is annotated as G1 to S phase transition 2. Gene Ontology annotation, molecular function: GTP binding; GTPase activity; translation release factor activity. Gene Ontology annotation, cellular component: translation release factor complex. The record is from RefSeq and is a predicted model, not a curated record. The transcript has a single exon. Gene Ontology annotation, biological process: translation. Lineage: Eukaryota; Metazoa; Chordata; Mammalia; Proboscidea; Elephantidae. Bases 231 to 2126 code for a protein of 631 amino acids.
CUCGUACAAAAGAGGAGAGGAUAGAGAGGAGAGGGUUGAGCCGCCAUAAGCGCCGCCGCUGCUGCAGCUGCAAAUGCAGCGUGGAGACUUAACUGCUACCUAGGCAUCGCUGAGGUUCGUGUCGCUACUCCUUGGCCCUUCGCUCUAGCUGCCUUACCCUUGCCAGCGCAGCCGCUAUUUCGUGCCUGCGAACUCUGCUCCCUCCCCGCCACACACCAGGUCCGCAGAUCAUGGAUUCAGGCAGCUGCAGCAGCAGCAGCUGCGUCUCUGCGCCUGACUGCUGGGAGCAGGUGGACUUGGAAGCCUCAGGUUCGGCCCCGAGCGGGGACAGAUUCUCCUCCGUGGUAGCCGAGACCUCUCGUGAGCAUCUUAGCUCGUCCUUCAGCCGGCAGCUCAACAUCAACGCCAAACGCUUCCUGCCUAAUGUCCAUGCCGCGGAGUUCGUGCCGUCUUUCCUGCGGGGCCCGGCCCAGCGGUUGAUCCCCCCAGCCAGCACUGCCAGCAACCAGGAAACCUGCACCAGCUCGGGAAAUCCUCAAGGUAAAAGGCUGGGACGGGGGGCACCUGUGGAACCUUCCAAAGAGGAACAGUUAGUGGUGUGUGAAGGUUCCAAUUCAGCUGUUACCAUGGAACUUUCGGAACCUGUUGUAGAAAAUGGAGAGAUAAAAAUUGCCGUAAAAGAAUCAUGGGAGCACAGUAAAGAAGUAAGUGAAGCAGAGCCUGGGGGUAGUUCCUUGGGAGAUGCAGGGCACCCAGAAGAAAGUGUCCAGGAAAUGAUGGAGGACAAAGAGGAAAUAAGAAAACCUAAAUCUGUGGUCAUACCCUCAGGUGCUCCUAAAAAAGAACAUGUAAAUGUGGUAUUCAUUGGGCAUGUAGACGCUGGCAAGUCAACCAUUGGAGGACAAAUAAUGUUUUUGACUGGAAUGGUUGAUAAAAGGACACUUGAGAAAUACGAAAGAGAAGCUAAAGAAAAAAACAGAGAAACAUGGUAUUUGUCCUGGGCCUUAGACACGAAUCAGGAAGAAAGAGACAAGGGUAAAACUGUAGAAGUGGGCCGUGCCUAUUUUGAAACAGAAAAGAAACAUUUCACAAUUUUAGAUGCUCCUGGCCACAAGAGUUUUGUCCCAAAUAUGAUUGGUGGUGCUUCUCAAGCUGAUUUAGCUGUACUGGUAAUCUCUGCCAGGAAAGGAGAGUUUGAAACUGGAUUUGAAAAAGGUGGACAGACAAGGGAACAUGCGAUGUUGGCAAAAACAGCAGGAGUAAAACAUUUAAUAGUGCUUAUCAAUAAGAUGGAUGAUUCCACAGUAAAUUGGAGCAUCGAGAGAUAUGAAGAAUGUAAAGAAAAACUGGUACCCUUUUUGAAAAAAGUCGGCUUCAGUCCCAAAAAGGACAUUCACUUUAUGCCCUGCUCAGGACUGACUGGAGCAAAUCUUAAAGAGCAAUCAGAUCUCUGCCCUUGGUACACUGGAUUGCCAUUUAUUCCAUAUUUGGAUAAUUUGCCAAACUUCAACAGAUCAAUUGAUGGACCAAUUAGGCUGCCAAUUGUGGAUAAGUACAAGGAUAUGGGCACUGUGGUCCUGGGAAAGCUGGAAUCAGGAUCCAUUUUUAAAGGCCAGCAGCUUGUGAUGAUGCCAAACAAGCACAAUGUGGAAGUUCUUGGAAUACUUUCUGAUGAUGCUGAAACUGAUUCUGUAAUCCCAGGUGAAAACCUCAAAAUCAGGCUGAAAGGAAUUGAAGAAGAAGAGAUUCUUCCAGGAUUCAUACUUUGUGAUCCAAAUAAUCUUUGCCAUUCUGGACGUACAUUUGAUGUUCAGAUAGUGAUUAUUGAGCACAAAUCCAUCAUCUGCCCAGGUUAUAAUGCGGUGCUGCACAUUCAUACUUGUAUCGAGGAAGUUCAGAUAACAGCCUUAAUCUCCUUGGUAGACAAAAAAUCAGGAGAAAAAAGUAAGACACGGCCCCGGUUCGUGAAGCAAGAUCAAGUAUGCAUUGCCCGUUUAAGGACAGCAGGAACUAUCUGCCUUGAGACAUUUAAAGAUUUUCCUCAGAUGGGUCGUUUUACCUUAAGAGAUGAGGGCAAGACCAUUGCAAUUGGAAAAGUUCUGAAACUGGUUCCAGAAAAGGACUAAGCAUUUUUCUUGAUGAUCCUACACAAUACUGUGAAAAUUGACUGCAAAAGUUCACCAACUUCUUUUAUUUACUACCCAUUGACAGACUUUUACCCGUAUUUUGCAAAGAGAAAUUGUACAGCAAAAAUCCAUGUUUUGUCAGCUUCUUAUGUUGAGAUCUCAGUUAUGUCACUGUUGAAUUUACCCUCACAUUUCCUCCUCCUACUCUAUUUGGCUUCCUUGGACAGAAUCAAUAAUAGCUUUGUAAGUGAUGUGGAAGUAAUUGCCCAUAAUAAUGAAAAAUUAAUAUAUAUAUUUUUAAUUUUCCCUUAGGAUAUUUAGACAACUUGUUCCACUCAGACCAAUUAGAGGGUGUCAGUGUGUGUGUACAUGUUAAAAAAGACAACUAACAUGUUAAUAAAAUAUUCCAGUUGAAACUUCAGUAGUUUAAAGGUUCUUGAAUAUUUUUAAAAAAUUGUAUGUAAUACUAUUUAAUUAGCUUUUUUGCUUUCUCAAGUAAUUGAAUACAUUUUAUUACUUGAACUUUUUAAAACUGUCCUUUACCCACUAUUUUAAAAGAGGCAUUUACAAACAAUGCACAAAUUUGUAUUAAAGGAAAAUUUUUAAUUUUGAAAAAAUGUGUUUUAGGGCUCUUACCAAUGAACUUUGUUUUCUGUGCCCUAGUCCAGUCAAUUCAGGAGCUAUUUUACUUACCUUCUCAUGAUUUAAAAAAGACAGACUCAGACCAUCUUAUCUGUAUUCAAUUUGAUAACAGUGUUGAACAUGGCCAAAUUAAAAGUAUACCUGGGGAUUCAGACCAUAGGUUGACUAGACUUAUCUGUACUCUGUUAUCUUAGCACAUCCCUUGGUCCUGUUCACCAUGAGACUUGGGAUGUGAGACACAACACAAAUAAGGGGCAUGACUAGUGCUUACAGUAGGGCUGUAGGUCACUUAAUGAAAAGCAAGGGUUAGUGAGGGUCCUGAGCUGAGAAAUGAGACCAUUCCACCCUCCAAACCUUAAAUGCUUGGAGUUGAUAGGAAAGAUGGGCAUUUUUAUAAUCAGAUCACAACCCAUUCUUGGUGUCAGAGACACUGGAAAUGUCUCUGAACAACUUCCUGAGAAAAUGUCAGUUGUGAAUUCUGAAGUGGCUGCUUUUAUUGCUGGGAGAACAACCUCAUAACAUGCAUAACUGUCAACAGCUGCAAGAACUUUGUUUUGAUAAGUGUGUAGUGGCCCCGUGGUGAGCAGAAACAGUAUCUCCUAGGCAUACUUGUAUAUUUGGAGUAAGAGGUUUGCUUUGUUGGAAAACCACACAUUCAUAGGCUGGUUGAACGGUUGUGGUGGCUACUUCAGGGCAUCCUGGGCUAUGCUGAGGCAAAGACAGCAUCCCCUUCUUGGUUCCUUUUUGUGUACCCAUUUACCUCCAGGAUGUCUGAUCUGUCAGAGAUGUUCCACUGUGAAUUAUCAUAGAGCCUCAGGGCAUUGACAUUGGAAAUGAGGAUUUUUAUUCUGUCAUAUACCAGCUAACUUAGUCUACAGGGAUGUGCCUCUUAUAGUCUUUUAUAAGAAGGUGCAUGUACUGGGGAAAUUAAUAUUGUUUGUGGACGGCAUCAAUUUGGAGUAGUGGAGAACAAUGGCAGACGUUAAGAAGUAUAAAGGAGGGUACCCAGGAAAUUGGAAAGAAAUGUUACUAUGAGUUUAUGCUUACUUUCCAAGAGAGAUAGAAACUGGUGUCUCCCACCACCUGGAUGAUCUGCUUCUUGCUGAAAUGCAAAUAAUUGGUUUCUAAAAUCUACCUCUUACUAUUAGGUUUUUUAUACAAGUCAGAGUUCCUGUUGGAGAAAUUACUACACAACUGGAUAAUGAGAAAGAUAUUUAGGAGCCAGUUUCUGAUGGUAAAUUACUCAAAUUGGGUGGAGACAAAAAAUUCCGUUCUGGCUUGUGGUUUUGACCUAUCAGUGGAGAAUAUCCACUUCUAUUGGUAAAUUACUAAAAUUACAAAAGAGAUUAAUUCAAUUUUAAAGACAGUUAAAAUAUUUUUAAAAAGUGGCUGCAGCCAGGGCAAAACUUUUAAUAAGUACUUGAUUGGGUCUAUAUUUUGUACAGAGUAGAGAGGCAAGAGAAGGAACUCUAAAAUAAAAAUGAAACUCUUGCCACUGACAUUCUAAUUAUUGAGUAAUUUACCAUCAGAAACUGGCUCCUAAAUAUCUUUCUCAUUAUCCAGUUGUGUAGUAAUUUCUCCACCAGGAACUCUGACUUGUAUAAAAAACCUAAUAGUAAGAGGUAGAUUUUAGAAACCAAUUAUUUGCAUUUCAGCAAGAAGCAGAUCAUCCAGGUGGUGGGAGACACCAGUCUCUAUCUCUUUUGGAAAGUAAGCAUAAACUCAUAGUAACAUUUCUUUCUAAUUUCCUGGGUACCCUCCUUUAUACUUCUUAAUGUCUGCCAUUGUUCUCCACUACUCCACAAACAAUAUUAAUUUCCCCAGUGCAUGCACCUUCUUAUAAAGCCAUAUUCAAGGGAGUGUCCUUUCAAAGAUCCCCUGUUGCCUCCAGUUCAGACCAGUUUGUCCUCAAGGCUUCAUCCCAAUUUCUAGCAGCCAAGACAAUGUAGAAUAUUCCCAAGUCUGGCUGCAUGCUGUAAGUACAUUAUGAAUUUCCUGCUUCAGUCUUUCUCAGUAAGUGUCUAUCCAUUGGCUCUUGGCAACCUUUCUCCCAAGGUUGAUUCUUUGGUUCAUCUGGUCAUUACUGGAUGAAUUGGAGAUUUAGGUAAAGGGGUCGACUCCUUCUGUACUUCAACAAAGGCCCAAGGAGGAAAGGAAAGGGAAAGGGAAAGUUUGGGCUAGGUAGAAGUUAGCAGACCUCCACACUGCUCACCUUGAGCAUCUUUCUCUGGUACUCAGGAAAAAUUACUAGGGCUAACAAUUUUGCUAACGUCUCUGUUCUUGUCCUCAAAAGACAAAUACUAGGGUUUUUUUUUUCUCUCAAAAUAGACAUCUUCACACAAUAUAAUGGUCCUGGGUCUCUACAAUGCAAGAACUUGCUCUUUUCAUGAUUUACUUAUGAACAGUUGCAUCUCUAAUUUUAUAGUAUUUAACUCACUAGUUAACAUGAACUGUUCAGUAUCACAAAGAUGAUUAGUUACCAUUUUGUGGCCAUUAAAAAAGAAACUAUUCAAGGACCACAGAAUUUCUCCCAAAACCUGAGCAUAUGAACAUGUUCACAUUGAUUAAGUACUUUUUAAAUAUUCAGUAGGGCUCUAUAUUUUCUGUUGAGACCAUUGGCAUAUUUCCAGUUUUCCUAGUUUUCAGUUACAGGAUCUACUCUCAUAGUUGGCCACUGGGGGUAAGGAGAAUUUGAUCCAAGGCCUCUCCCCAGGGACACCACUCAUUAUGUUCAUGGAGUGGGGAAAGUAGACUUACCUUAGAAAUUGGGAGAGGCUUUUUGAAAUGUGGUAGGGUAUAAAUGAAUAGGUGAAUUAAAAUGUAUUAAUAAAUUUUUAAAUAUCCAAAGGGUAAUGACAAGGUGCACCAAUCUCAUCCGUGUUACUCAUUACAUGCUAAACCCAAAGAACUUUUUAGCCUGAAAGGGGAGACAAGGCAAAAGCAUACACUUAAGGAGAGACUAUAGAGUGUUUGGAGGGCAGGAGAUACAUCUAAAGAGGCCCUAACUUGAAGAAUGGUGAUUCAAGACAGAUGGGAGGUGGCUUCACAAGAUCCUGGUAGUAAGUAAAAUGCUGUAGUGACCAAAAGUUAACAUAAUUCAAAAACUGAUUUCUCCAUGUAGGAAAUGAGAAGCAAGUUUUGCUCUGGGCCACCCUUGGGGCCCCAACUCUGCUAGCAUCUCCCACCAACAGAUCUGUGACCAGAUACAAAAUAUAUUCAUUCCCUUUGUGACAUGGAAUAUACCUGGCAUGACGCUGGUCCUCUUCCCCGUUCUGCUUACGUUUCCUGUGGUGGUCUUGGUAAUUCUCUAAGGUGGCUAAGACCCACAGCAAAGGGACCGUUAAUGCCCCAUGGGAACUGCCAUUCACAACCCUGAGUAAGCCACCUUACCCCUCCUCUCUAAACCUCUGAUUCCUCAGGCAUAACAUGAAGAUAAUGACAGUUACUUUCUCUGUAGGACUGUUGUGAGGAGUGAACAAGCUAGCAGGUAUGAAAAGUGCCUGGAUACAGUGUCUUUCUCAAUCCUUGUGAGUACUUUCUUCAGCUCAUAUUCGAGCCUUACCCCUUGACUGUAGUAUUGACUCUAGGAACUUUGCUUCUCCAUUUCCACUUUAUUUCUUGAUUACGGACCCAACAACCUUUCCCACCAAUGUCUGAUGCUAAGAAAAACUGAUUUUGUUCAAGGAAGCAAUAUGUCCAGUCUCAGGAGGGAAUUCAGGAUUUCUCCAAUCUGAUCACAGUUAUCACAUUCCCCUGUGCCAGAUGAUGGUGUUUUCUGCCUCCUCUACAUCUAGGAAAGGCAGAUGACCCCCGAUUCUGCUCAAUGAGGUGUACAGGGAGGGUGUUGAGGGCUUCUCUGGAAGAUGCUGUUUCUUAAUAAAAAGAACAGAUGUGAGAGAAGAGGAUGGUGGUAAUUGGAAUGUGAUCGUGACUCCUGUAGCUAUCACAACCAUGUUGUGACAAGCAUGAGAUCAUAGAAUCGACCUGCUGAAAAUGGUUGAGUGGGGAGAUGGAAGUGUUGGUAUCCUUGUGACAUUUUGAGCAGCGAAAGCAGUGCAAGCCUACUUCCAGAGAUGUUAUUAUCAUGAGGGAAAAAAAAGUAAGGCCAUCCCUAUUUGUUUAUACCAGUGGUGUUAAACUUUAACUACAUGUUCUACUUAACCAGAGGUAGCUUUUAGAAAAAUACUAAUGCCCUUGCCCUAUAUCCUGGAAUUUUGAUAUCAUUAGCCUAUGUUGUGGCUUUGGACAUUUUUUUUUACUUUCAGUUAUAAAUAGUGCCAAAGAGAUAAAUGACAACAUAUAAUAUUUAAAAGAACCAGCAUGUAGAUCUCAACCAACUUCAACAAUUAUGAAUUCUUGAUCAAUCUUAUUUUACCUACACCCCCAUUCACUUUCAAUCUUAUUUAAUCUGUACCCCCAUUCUCUUUUCUCCACCCACAGGUUAUUUUCAAGUAAAUCCUAAAUAUCAUAUUACUUAAUAGAAUAUUAUUUCAAUAUGUACUUCUAAAAGAUGUAGACACUUUAAAAUAUAAGCACAAUAACAUUAUAACAUAUAAAAAUUCAUUAUAAUUCUUAAAUAUCUUCAAAUAUUCAUUCCUAGUUUAAAUUUCUGAUUGUUUCAUAAAUAUUUAUUUUUUGAAAUUUCAUUUUCAACUCAGAAUUCCAUCUACUCUCAGGCAUUUGUUGAUAUGCCUAUUAAGCCUCUUUCAUUCUAUAGGUUGCCCCUACUUCUCUGCUUUUUUUUCUUAUAGUUUAUUUGUUGAAUAAAUUGGGUCCUUAUUCUAUAUAGUUUCAUAUAGUCCGGAUUUUGUUGACUUUUUCCCUUUGUCAUUGUUUAACGUGUUCCUGUCUCCUAUCUUUCGUGUAAAAUGGUUGUUAGAAAUAGAAGCUUCAUCAGAUUCAAGUUUGCUUUUUUUUCUUUAUUUUUUUCAGUAAGAAUACUCCACAGGUAGUGUUUCUUAUGUACUUCUAUCAGGAGACAGACAAUGUCUGGUUGUCUUUUUUUCUGUGUGAUGUUACCAAAUGUUGAUGAUUAUUGACUAGAUCUGCUUUUUCAGUACAGGUAAAACUGUGAAAUGGAGAUACUCUACCUAUUCUUCUUCAUUUAUUAGCUUGGACUACUUCUCUGAAGAGAAAUUUCUCCUCAUUAACUACUUGGUAACACAGUAGAUAGUUCAUAUGCAAAUGGAGAAAACGUAUUUGUUAUCUGUUUUCAAAAUAACGAAUUUAAUCCUUAGCACUUUUAAGUGAUCAUGAUAAAUAAUAAUCAUUAUGAACACAAUUUUUAAACACGUUUGAUGUGUUUAAAUACAUUUAAUUAUUAUCCUUAUUGAUGUUCAAACUGUCCCACUUUUAGGCAUUUGUGUUUCUUCAGGUUGGAUCUUGAAUCUGUUUGACAAAACUCUAGUCGUCUUUGAUAGCUUCCUUGUUUUCUGGUACAUCAAGGUGUUCAUGACUCAGCUUACAUAUUUCCAAAAACCAGCUAAUUCAUCAUGGAAUCCUAAUUUUUUUUUCUUUAUUGGAAAAUGCCUUUUAGAGAGUAAAGUCAUUAAUAUUAGGUUCAUCAUGUUUUUUAUUGUGUGAAAUAUUUACAUACUACCAAAGUAAAACCUAAACAACAUAUUUUGGCAAAGUCUAAAUUGUCUUCUUGUCUCUUACAUUCUGUACCUUCCCUCUCCCAUAGGUACAUUUAGUUUGUUGUUUAUAAUUCUAUACAUGUAUUCAAUCUCACCAUCUUUGAUAAAUGACCAAGUACUAUGUAGUUUUCCCCAUCUUGAUUUUUUCACAUACCAAUAUAUCCUAGAGAAUGUUCCAACCAAGUUGCUAUGGAUUGAAUUGCGUCUCCCAAAAUUGUGCGUCAACGUGGCUAGGUACUAUUGUGUGAUUAUCCACCAUUUUGUCAUUUGAUGUGAUUUUCCCAAGAGUUGUAAAUCCUAUCUCUAUGAUGUUAAUGAGGCAGGAUUAGAGGCAGUUGUGUUAAUGAGGCAUGACUCAAGCUACAGGAUUAGGUUGUAUUUUGAGUCAGUCUCUUCUGAGAUACAUAAGAGAGAAGCAAGCAGACAGACAGGAACCUCAUACCACAAAAGUAGUGCCGGGAGCAGAAUGUGUCCUUUGGACCUGGGGUCCCUGCACAGAGAAGCUCCUAGAUCAGGAGAAGACUGAUGACAAGGACCUUCCUCUAGAGCCAGAGAGAAAGCCUUCCCCUGGAGCUGGCACCCUGAAUUUGGAUUUCUAUCCUACUACACUGUGAGACAAUAAAUUUCUGUUUGUUAAAGCCAUCUACUUGUGAUAUUUGUGUUAUAGCAGCAUUAGGUAACUAAGACACAAGUAUAUAGAAAUAAACAUCCCUUUUCAUAUCUGC